AUGAAGGUCCUCAUCCUUGCCUGCCUUGUGGCCCUUGCACUUGCAUCAGAGAAGAAAGAAGUCCGUGUAUCCAGUGAGACUGUAGAAAGCAUUUCUAGCAGUGAGGAAUCCAUUACCCACAUCUAUAAGCAGAAACCUGAACAGUUUGAAAAUGAGAAACAGCAACAAAGAGAGGAUGAACGCCAGGACAAAAUCCACACUCUUGUCCAGCCACAGCCUCUUUUCUAUCCUUAUGCUGAGCCCAUGCCUUACCCUGUCCUUCUAAAAAACAUCCUGCCUCUUGCCCAGCCUGCUAUGGUGCUGCCUCACCCUCAGCCUGAAGUGAUGGAAGUCCCCAAUGCUAAGGAGACCAUCAUUCCCAAGCGCAAUGUGAUGCAAUUGCCCAGAUCUCCAGUAGUGCCAUUUCUUCAGCGCCAGAUCCCAAACCUCACUGAUCUCAAAGCACAGCUUCCUCUGCCUCUGCUCCAGCCCUGGAUGCCCCAGAUCCCCCAGCCUCUUCUUCAGACUCCCAUGCUUCCCACUCAGCCCCUGGUCUCCCUUCCUCAGUCCAAAGUCCUGCCUCUUUCCCAGCAAGUGCUGACCUACCCCCAGAGAGCGAUGCCUGCCCAGGCCCUUGUGCUGAACCCACAGCUUCUGGUUGACCCUACCCAGGCAUUCUACCCUGCGAUGCAACCUAUUGCCCCAGUUUACAACUUACAACAAUUAAAUCAGUACACCUGUGCUUUACACCGUCUAAGUACCCAGCAUCAGAUGUCAAAUUCUAUGGUUACCCUAGAAAAAAAAGAUUCAAAUGUAAAAUCAGAUUCACAGCUCCGCAACAUAGCAGCUAAGUUGUGCCUUGAAAGUUACUUGAUUUUUCUGGAGCUUCAUUUUCUACGUCUAUAG
Messenger RNA from Myotis daubentonii (Daubenton's bat), 885 nucleotides. RefSeq names its product beta-casein-like. The record is from RefSeq and is a predicted model, not a curated record. Bases 1 to 885 code for a protein of 294 amino acids. The transcript is spliced from 7 exons. Lineage: Eukaryota; Metazoa; Chordata; Mammalia; Chiroptera; Vespertilionidae.